ACAGUUUUGCCGCACAAGAAUCAUUGCACUCAAUUAAAAUUAUUUUUAGUUCUUAAUAUUAAAAUUAAUUUUUAAAAGAAUCAUGAGUGGAACGCGUAAAACUAUGUAACAACGGACAAAAAUCCAAGAAUACAAAUAAAUAAUAAAAACGAAAACCUUUUAUUUUUCUCGGCAACCUAUUCGUCCUCACCUUCUUUUCACUCUUCCAAGUCGAGAAUUUUGGCUAGAAUUCUCUGCCUCUUCUCCCCUCUACCACCGCUUCAAAAGGUGGGAAAUGGAAUGGAAAAGGAAGAAGCAAAGGAGAAUGAAAAGCAGAAUAUUUUGGAACUACCCUUAGUUCACUCUUUUUUUGUAAUUGAUUGUUCAAUGAAAUUGCUAUUCUUCUUAAAUCCCUUUCAUUCCUUCUUCCUUCACUUGAACUGAUUGUAGAACCUGUGAUCUGCAACUGAUCUUUUGGUCUGAUGAACAUUGGAAGCUUUUUACAGACUCUAGGAUUUUCUGCCACAAGUCAGAAGCUCGAUUGCUGUUCUGUCAUCUGAAUAGAGAUGUCAGUUUGUAUGCAUGCUUGAAUUUUUGGAAACAGUUAUUGUGAUUUUCUGCUUCAACUUAUUUGAUUCUAUAUUGUACGUAAAAAAAAAUGAAAACAGCAACAAAAAAGAAAAAGAAAAACUGAAAUUUUGGUAUAUGAAUCUAACAAUCCCCCUAAUUUGAAAACUCCAUCCUCCAAGUAAAAAAACUCAUGUUGAGACUGUGUGUGUAUAUUUGUGUGAAGGAUAGGGCUCUUGUGUUGUUGGUUUUUGGCUAUUGGGCUAAUAUAGCAGCUUACCAGUGUCCACCAGCUUUGGAAGAGAAUGAGUCUUUAACACCUCAUGAUGGGUCAGCCUCUGCAAUGGCUGCAGGACUCCUGGUUAGUUUGGAUCUAGAAGUACCUGACACGUUUAGGCCACCUCCAACACCUUUGCCAUAUGAUGUGGUCUUGGGAUGCCCAGAGUCAACUGAUUCAGAGUCUUUCAGAGAAACUAUCAGUGGGGGUAGUUUUGAGACACUGCCAACAUGUGAAGAUCUUGAGGAAUCAGACUGCAAAACACUGUCUAGUUCUUUGCGCCUUUCACCAAGAAAAUCAGAAUUCUCAAAAUUAACUGAAUCUAAGGAAUCAAUGACAGAGGAAGAGGAUGCUUGUCCUAUUUGUCUUGAAGAGUAUGACACAGAGAAUCCAAAACUUAUCACAAAAUGUGAACAUCAUUUUCACCUCUCAUGCAUUUUGGAGUGGAUGGAAAGAAGUGAAACCUGCCCUAUAUGCGAUCAGGAAAUGAAUUUUGACCAGACUUUUGAUCAAUAACUCUUUAUUGAAGAUGGAAUUCUUUUGUUGUGUGAGAGCAAAGCUUGUCACUCUGCAUGCUGCAGAUACAUAUUAGUUUUUGGUCGUGCAGCUGGUCAGAUGGUGUGCCCACAAGGUUGAAGGUUACUUAAUUUCUAGCUAUAUAAAAGGUUGCAUUGUAUUCAGGCUGUCAAUAUUUUCAUCAAUUCUUCAAGGUUACGACUUAUGGGAGUAAAGAAUCAAGUUGACACAAUAUUAUAACACAGCUCAGGAUGUUAAUGCCCCUCUUCUGUGGUUAAAUAUUUUGUCUUCAGUUUUCAGAUCAGUGGCGGGAAGGAUGAUGUAAACAACAAGGUCAUUGGAGGGGAUCUGAAUCAGAUGCAAUGGAGGUUUGUUUUUUGAACAGAAUGAGCAAUUGUCAGUCUGCCAUGCUUCAUUUGAUGAUAAUCUAAGUUUUACUUGUACAUGUUUUCAUAUCAUUUCCUGUCUUUUUGUUUCUAUUUUUGAAUUUGAAUGUCGUAUGCUGCUUAUACUCAUCCUUUUCCGCCUUUCCUUUUCAAUGGUUUUGUCAGUCAUCUGUUUUCCUAUUUAGAUGGAUUUAUGAUGGAGGAUGUUGU
Durio zibethinus is the source of this 1935-nucleotide messenger RNA. Lineage: Eukaryota; Viridiplantae; Streptophyta; Magnoliopsida; Malvales; Malvaceae. The record is from RefSeq and is a predicted model, not a curated record.